This is a messenger RNA of Chondrus crispus (carragheen), 2115 nucleotides long. RefSeq lists its product as hypothetical. The record is from RefSeq and is a predicted model, not a curated record. The coding region runs from base 1 to 2115 and encodes 704 amino acids. The transcript has a single exon. Lineage: Eukaryota; Rhodophyta; Florideophyceae; Gigartinales; Gigartinaceae.
AUGUCCGCCCCGCUUCCGCGCGCGCUCGCCGCCGUGGCGCUGCUCUCCCGGCGGCUGCGCUGCCCCUCUUGCGAGGAGUUCCUCGCCGCGCCGCACCGCGUCGCCGCCUGCGGGCACGUCGUGUGCGGUCGCUGCGCGGCCCGCGCGAGGGACGUCGCGAAAUGCCCGCUGCUUGCAUGCGGCCUGCCGACAACGCCGGCCGAGGUGCGCCGCCACCGCGAUGUGUGCGCCCUCUCCGAGGCUGUGGCUGCGUUGGCCGCGUUUGCGGACGGGUGGAACAGCAUGCCGUGCGCGGUUCGGGUUAGAGUGAGACAGGAGAGGGAGGCGCGGCCUGUGCCGCUCACGAUAAGGGUCAGGGAGCCUGCCGUCCAGCCCGAAGAAAACGGAAGGGGAGUGGGGGAACGGGCGGUGCAGCUUCGUUUGCGGGUCCGCCCACCGCCGACGGCUACGCGGAAGAGACCGAGGACCCGCCGUUCACCGACGAGUGUCCUUCUCCAGAUUAAGCAAGGUGCGCAGGACGUACCCAUUCCGGGUAACGACAUCGCCCAGGGGAAGGAAAAUCAUGCCGGGUCGUCGCAGUCAGGUCGCCAUGCUAGCCGUACGAUAGCGACUGGCCCAUCUCCAUACGCAAGACCUGCAAAGAGGCCAAAGGCAGGUGCCAAAACCACCGAGCCCUCGCAGCUGCAGUUUCAAAAAGAAAUCGAUUUCAUGCAUGGACGAGAUGCCGGUCCCCGUGGCCAAAAGGAAGUGGUCGGAGGUGCAAGCUUUCGCAAACGCAAUGGUCUCCCAGAACCUGCGCAAGCAGCCCAGUAUUUCUCUGUGGACUCUAAGACGGGGGUUGCAGACGUGCUUAAUGAUGCUAGUGGCCUUGGGCAGUCUACAACGAAUGCAGCUUGCUCGCUAGACGCGAAUACUGUUUUCACUUUACCGACUACCGAUAGCUCCAAAACUGAGAGACCACGUCUACUCUCUGCAGGGAAUGAAGUUGCAAGUGUACAAGGCUCGCGUGCCAGCCCUUCGCUUGAGAAGACCAGUGCUCGAAAGGCAACUGGGCGGUGCGCGUAUGAUCCAAAUUUUCAAUGCGAAGAAAUGGGGAAGAUCGCAGGCGAAGCAAAGCGACAGGAAGGCAUUCGAAACAGUGUCGACUGUCCGCAGAAUGAAUCGCAUGCAGCUGGUAUCAAAGGCAAGCCGCUCUUAACUGAUGAAGAGAUAUCGCCGUUGUCGUUUAAAAAAGUUUGGCCGCCAGUCGCGGCAUCUGAACGAACAGAUCGUCGACUUAGCUUUACAGAUGGCGAUGGCGACAUGGUCGAAAAAUGCGCAAAGAGGAUCAGGGACGGUGAAACGAUUGGAAGUUUCACUGUAUGUCUAACAGGGUUGUCGCGAGGGGAUCAGCAGCUCGAACUCGCUGAAGAGAUGAUGGCAUGCCUUGGGGGCGAGAUACUUGAGGACAUGGGCUGCGACGAAAUUCCGCGCUGUGUGGUAACACUGUUUGAUAUUAGUGGCAAUGUGAAGAACCGGACAAUGCUGCUGCACGAGGCAGUAGUGCGACGUGUGCCCGUGGUGAAUAUUGAGUGGCUGGUGACAAGUUUUCUAUACGGAGGUUGGGCGCAGACAGCCCCUUUUCAGGCGCGGAUCAACUACCCUACUGAGGGCAAGGGGGUGUUUGAUGGGGUGCUGGCAAGCUUUGACCGCGGGUUCAGCGGGGCGAAUGCUCUCGCGUUGGUGCGAAAGGCAGGGGAUGACAUCCGGCGGUUGGUGCGCGCAGGCGGGGCGGUGGUAGCGGAGACAAAGGAUGUGGCCGGUCUGCUGUCACAACACUCGCGGUUCUCGUUGCAUGUGCAUGUGGCGUGCGAUUUUGGAGAAAAUAGCAGCGUGGGGGGUGGGCAAGUCUGUGCGGAAGAGAUGGAGUUGCUUCGGUGCUCCCAAAACACGGUUGGGACGAGGGUCGUGAGCAUGGGAUGGAUUUCGGAAUGCAUCUUUUCGGGGAUGUGCCCACCAGCAACCAACGACAAGUCGGAAUCCAUGAGCGCUUUCUCCGAGUACUCUUUGUCGGAUAGUGAGAGAACGUGCGCGCCCCCGUCCACUACAAGAUCGGAGGGCGAGGCAGUGCGGUAG